Messenger RNA from Exophiala xenobiotica, 1180 nucleotides. RefSeq lists its product as uncharacterized. Gene Ontology annotation, biological process: protein phosphorylation. The transcript has 2 exons. The record is from RefSeq and is a predicted model, not a curated record. Bases 80 to 856 code for a protein of 258 amino acids. Lineage: Eukaryota; Fungi; Ascomycota; Eurotiomycetes; Chaetothyriales; Herpotrichiellaceae. Gene Ontology annotation, molecular function: ATP binding; protein kinase activity.
AUUGGAGAGGUCAAGAUUCACCGCCGAGUAUUGUGGUAUUCCAAAAUACCUCUUGACAUCGCGUUGAGCCAAUUCCUCAAUGGAGCAGAAUGUGGUUAUACAAGGCUCCGUUUUCGAUCUUCCUUUCCUUAGUGCCGGCGCCUCUAGUUGGGUCUUCAAAGUCUCGGAAUCCAUCGUCAUAAAAGCCCCUCACGGUUUAGACGAAGAUCGCCAAAGUCUCGCUAUUGAGCACGACAUCUAUCGGCGCCUGGGAGUUAAUCCAAGCAUUCCAAAACUACCCGCUGUUCAUAAAGGCAUGUUGGUUCUGGAGCGCCUUCAAACUCCGCUCCGCGAUCGGCUUUUGAAACUACAUCAAGCAGGAUGUCCACCUUCACCCGGGCAGAGUUUGCAGUGGGCGAGUCAAAUCACGCAAGGUCUCCAAUAUAUCCACCAGUGUGGCGUUCUACAAGUCGACAUUGGUUUGCACAACGUAUUACUCGAUUCCAACGACAAUACCAAAAUUUGCGACUUCGCCGGAUCGUCGAUUGACGGAUCACCGCCAAAUAUCUGCCCAAGUCACCGCGCCGAGCACCCAAGUCUACCAGCGGAAAACCCGUCUCUCGUAUCUGAACACUUUGCCCUCGGAUCCCUUCUAUAUGAACUUGAGACAGGCCAGCAGCCAUAUCAUGAGAAGGACGAGGAGGAAAUUGAAAGAUUGUUUGAGCAAGACCACUUCCCGAAUACUGAUAACUUGAUGCUGGGAAAUGCCAUCAUGAAAUGCUGGAAAAGAGGAUACACUGACGACGAACAAAUCAUAGUAGAUCUGGGUCUUAUCAGAGAGUGCUUGGAGCAUGACGUGAAUAUGGGACAUGGGUGAACGUCUACUCCUCCCUACAUGCCCUCGAUGUAUACCAUUCAGUGUUGUCUUAGUCAGCAUCGAAGCCUCCCAAGCAACCUCGUGCUACAGACCGGCAGACUUGCGACGACAUCAACCCGGUCCGCCUGAACGCGACCAUGCAUCUCGCCCAGCAUCAGCACCAGCAGUACCUGAGAUGCAGGGCAAGGCCCUUCUCAACGGCUUUCGACCCGCUCCGACUUGAGCCAAACCGACCAUCUCACCAUCUAGGGUGAAUGCAAGGGUGGACCCCGCCAGGCGAACGCACAGGUGAAUCUACGCCCUGGAGGUAAGAGCCAUCAUCUU